Molecule: messenger RNA, 2020 nt
Organism: Physcomitrium patens
Lineage: Eukaryota; Viridiplantae; Streptophyta; Bryopsida; Funariales; Funariaceae
Source: RefSeq, a predicted model, not a curated record
GGCGUUAAGCGAUGGUGUGCGCUCGCCAGCACUCAGGCGCGUCGUUGCCUUGCAAGGCCAGGCCAGGACCCAGUCAGAACGUUGCUUGAUUGCUGUCUGGUGCAAUCCCCUGGCUUUGGGACAUGGCUGCAUAGUCACACGGAUCUCGCCUCCUCGAUCGUGGGUGGGUGUGAGAAUAUGGGAAAGACACAGGGAGAGAAAGAGAGAGAGAGCACCACACACACUCACUCACGCUCUCUCUCUCUCACACACACACAAGUGCAGCUGGUGGGCAGGGCAUGUUGGCCCACGUACCUCCGCCACGCAUUAGCCGUGUCCGAUAGUGGUCCCUUUCAUCCUUUGCAACCAGCCCCAGCUUCCCCCCAAUGCAUCCAUUUCUGUGCCCCCCGCGCUCACUCCAGCGACAAACAUGCAACAAGGCGGAAUAGAAGAAGAAGAAGAUCGACAGAGUCUGUGUGAGGGUGGCGUGCGGUCGAAACGUUACAGAGCAAUAGAUUUCUGUGACUUGUUUUAAGGAAAACAGUUCAUGAAGGACGAAAGACAACUUCGAGGCAAUCAAUUCGAUUGUCUCGAUAAAAAUUAGCGGACACGCAUUUUUCCUUGAGCUGAGACCCAUUUCAGCCGUUGUGGUGUUGGAUAAAGAUACAUAAAACAUGGAUACCAGAGAUGGAGUACUAGACGCUAUCCUAGUGCCUCUAGGAUUAUUAAUUAUUCUAGCAUAUCAAGUAAGGUUGGUCUGGAAAGUGCGGUGUGCACCCCUGCUGACUGCAAUUGGGGUGAACCAUCUUGCCAGACGGCACUGGGUCGAGAGUGUGAUGAAGGAUAAUGAUAAGAAGAACAUCCUAGCUGUGCAAAGUCUCCGAAACACGAUUAUGGGAUCUACUCUCAUGGCAUCUACCGCCAUCUUGAUGUGCUCUGCAACUGCUGUCUUUAUGAGCAGUGCCUACUUCAACACUAAGGAGCCGCUUUAUGGUGGAGUCAGCCCCAAACUACUAAAUUUCAAGUUCCUGUCGCUCAUGGCAUGCUUCCUUUUCUCAUUUCUCGCCUACAUGCAAUCUGUGCGGUAUGUCAACCAUGUAAACUUCCUUGUAAACGUUCCUCUUCAGGAGGCCAUGGCAAUCCGCAUAUCCCCUCAGUACGUCUCAGAUGUGCUCGCCAAGGGAUGUAACUUCUAUACUGCCGGAACUCGUGGAUUCUACGUCGCAUUCCCAUUAAUGCUAUGGCUUUUUAGUCCUAUCGCAGUGUUCUGUGGCUGUAUUCUGCUUGUACCGGUAAUGUACAACCUCGAUGCAUCUGGCCUUGACAGCGACGACGAUUUUAUCCGAAAAAACUCAUUGAAGGUCAGUCUCCCUCGUCACUUCACAGAAGAUGUAGCUGGUGUAACUCGUCCCUUCAGGUCGUGUGAGCUGAGGAAAAGUUCCGACGGCAACGUGCUAACUACAUGCUCGGAUCACUGGACAAGCACGGACUUUAAUAUCCGAGCCACACAAGAGCUUGGUCGAUAGCUCACAGAGCGCAGCCAUCGGCGAACUUGAUAAAUUAGGCUAGUGAGGACCCCCCCCCCCCCCCCCUCCCUCCCUCCGAAUUCAUCCUUGGCAAACCAACCCUCAGGCUCCCCAUGACCCCAAAGGCGUAUAAACCAUAACCCAAUUUCGUCCUGUGUAGAAAAUUGACCAGGAUAACAUAGCAAUCUCCUUCUGGUUUGACAUCACCUGGACCAAACGCUCUGUGAAAGAUGGCCCUAAGCUCUAGAAGUUUCAUGUUUGAAUGUACUGGUUUCAAUGCAAGAUGGCAAUUAAGACUGCCUCAGCUCUUUUGACAAUAAAGUUUGACAAUGUGGGACAGCACGGCGUGAGAAACGUUGACAUGAGUUUAACCGAGCAGUGCUCUGGUAAUGUAAUCCUUCACUUAGAAAUAAAUCAAAAGAGCUCAAUAGCUGAGAGAUGAGCACUGUUCGCGUGGGUACAAUUUCUGUGCUUGUGAACUAUCUGCCAUCCUUGUGCUUCGUUCUUCAGUUCUA